AUGCAGCUUCACUCUCUAUCUCUUUCCUCUCUAUCUCUUCCCCUCAAUUCCUUCUCCUCCUCAGUUUCUUCCAUCAAUCCCCAUUCCUCCUCCUCAUCUCCUCCAACUUUCACUCCUUCCCGCUUCAUCAAGUUCCGUACAUCUCACCGCGAAAACCUCCGGUACCUUAAAACCCUCGGCAUUGUCACCGCCGACGACAAACCCAAGAACCUUCCCCUCCCCGACGACGUCGAACGCAUCCUCGCCGCCGUCGACUUCUUAAAGUCCAAGGGCUUCUCCAACGCCGACUUCCCCCGCCUCGCUUUCCUCUCCCCCAACCUCUUCUCCCCCGGCUUUGACCCCGCCGGCAUUGCCCCUGUCUUUGACUUCCUUGCCUCCGACGUCGCCGCCUUGCCGGAGGAGUCCUGCCGCCUCAUCCUCCGCUGCCCCGCCCUACUCUUCUCGAAUGUCGAGUACUGCCUCCGCCCGACGCUUGAUUAUCUCCGGAAAUUGGGACUGGAGAGGCUUAAUUCGCCGACGACCCUGAAUGCGCACCUUCUCAACACGCGGGUGGAGAAGCUGCAGAAGAAGAUGAAGUUUUUGAGGAGUAUUGGGUUGUCGUAUGACGAGUCGGCUAGGAUUUGCGCGAGGAUUCCGGCGAUUUUCGGUUACAGUGUUGAGGAUAACUUGAGGCCCAAGUAUGAGUAUUUGGUUUGGGAGAUGGAGAGGAGUUUGGAUGAGCUGAAGAGGUUUCCGCAGUAUUUUGCCUUCAGUUUAAAGAAGCGGAUUGUGCCAAGGCAUCUGCAUUUGAAGCAAAGGAAUGUUAGGAUACCAUUGAAUAGAAUGUUGCUUUGGGGUGACCAAAAGUUUUAUGCCAAAUGGAAAUAGUGAAAUUGAAUACUACUUUUGGGAGUCAUUUAUUUAUUCAUAGAAUUUUGGCUUCCAUCGAUUGAGUUCGUUCAAAAGAUUGGGAAAGAAAACUGUCACAAGACUUUUGCUAGUUAUAGCUGGACAAUAAAGUGUCA
Molecule: messenger RNA, 1004 nt
Organism: Morus notabilis
Lineage: Eukaryota; Viridiplantae; Streptophyta; Magnoliopsida; Rosales; Moraceae
Product: transcription termination factor MTEF1, chloroplastic
Exons: 1
Coding region: 1-867 (288 amino acids)
Biological process (GO): regulation of DNA-templated transcription
Molecular function (GO): double-stranded DNA binding
Source: RefSeq, a predicted model, not a curated record